CGACUAAUGGCAGUACCUUGGGAAUGCUUUUGUAAGUGUUCAUCUAUUUUUAGUGGUGAUGUACAGCCGCUUACGUUGACCACUGACUUUCAUGAGGCACCAGCUGCGCGCCGUGCCCCAAAGUGGGGCAAUGGUGGCAUUAUUUAGUACACCCCCCCAGCUGAGCUUGCAUUACUUGAGGGACAUUGAUUAAGACCUCGCCGCUUGAAAACUCUUCCACCUGGUACACAUACACAUACACUCUCUCUCUUUGUCAAUCUCUGUCAAUUGAUAUCCUGCCAUUCCCCCGUACUAUUCCGAUUUACCCCGCCUUGCAGCAUCAUCAUGGAAGCGGUCAAAGACACCAUCAACUCGACGCUCGAGAAGCUGCACCUAACUGGCGGUCAGCAAGGUGCUCCCGCUCAGGAGCCCACCGAAGAACGCUUGAACGAGCUCAAGUCCAAAUACGAAAAGGCUGAACAAGGUCAGGUCUUCGCUUUCUACGACAAACUCUCCACCGCCGAGAAGGCGGGGCUCUACGAGCAGCUCUCCAACUUCGACCCCUCUUACAUCAACGAGCUUGCUGAGAAAGCCCUCCACCCUCCACCAACAGAAGCCUCCGAGGCAAAACUCGAGCCUCUUCCUGAAACCUCCACCUCGUCCGUUCUCUCCUCCGAAGCUGAAGAUUUGCAAAAAUGGUACGACAGCGGUCUCUCGCUCAUCGCGGAGAACCAGGUUGCAGUUGUGUUGAUGGCAGGAGGACAGGGCACAAGACUGGGUAGCUCUGCACCCAAGGGUUGCUUUGAUAUUGGAUUACCGAGCCACAAGUCGCUGUUCCAGCUUCAAGGUGAGCGUAUUGGAAAGGCGGAGCAAUUGGCAAAGAAGAAGCAUGGCAAGGAGAGCGUUACCAUCCCCUGGUACGUCAUGACCAGUGGUCCGACCCGUGGGCCUACUGAAAAGUUCUUCGAGGAGAACAAGUACUUUGGCUUGAAGAAGGAGAACGUUAUUGUCUUCGAGCAGGGUGUCCUGCCGUGCAUUUCUAACGAGGGCAAGAUCCUGAUGGAGAGCAAGUCAAAGGUUGCUGUUGCUCCCGAUGGUAACGGUGGUCUUUACCAAGCUCUCAUCAAUGCUGGUGUCGUUGCCGACAUGGGCAAACGUGGUAUCAAGCACAUUCACGCUUACUGCGUCGAUAACUGUCUCGUCAAGGUUGCCGACCCUGCCUUCAUUGGCUUCUCCGCCUCCAAGAAUGUCGACAUUGCCACCAAGGUCGUCCGCAAGCGCAACGCCAAAGAGUCGGUUGGUCUGAUCCUACAAAAGAACGGCCGCCCCGAUGUGGUCGAGUACUCCGAAAUCUCCACUGAGGACGCCGAGGCAAAGGACAGUAAGGACCCCGAACUCCUCAAAUUCCGCGCUGCCAACAUUGUGAACCACUACUACUCGUUCAGUUUCUUGGAGAGCAUCCCUGAGUGGGCAAAGAAACUCCCGCACCACGUGGCACGCAAAAAGAUUCCUCACGUCAACACGGACAGCGGCGAGACGGUCAAGCCCGAGAAGCCCAACGGUGUGAAGCUCGAGCAGUUUGUCUUCGAUUGCUUCCCCUUCCUCUCGCUCGAGAAAUUCGCUUGCAUGGAGGUUAAGCGCGAGGACGAGUUCUCGCCGUUGAAGAACGCGAGGGGCACAGGCGAGGACGACCCUGACACGAGCAAGCGUGACAUCACCGCGCAGGGCAAGAAAUGGGUCGAGGCAGCCGGUGCGACCGUGGUCAGCGAGGAACAAGACGAUGGUGUCGAGGUUUCUCCAUUGAUCUCCUACGGCGGAGAAGGGCUCGGCUUCCUCAAGAGCCGAACGAUCAAGGCGCCGGCAGUCAUCGAGUCGGAAGAAUAAGUGCAUCUCUAGCUGCAAGAGCUGGCAUCACGCGCAAAGAGGUGAGGAAGAAAAGGGAAGAAAAAAGAAACAUGGGUACAAAGCAGCCCAUGCACGUCACGAGAUAGCAAGCAAAUACACGAUGAUGAACCAACCACACAGGAUCCCCUUUUUGUUGUUGACUGCUCGGCCCCCAAAUCGUGAUGUAC
Messenger RNA from Periconia digitata, 2051 nucleotides. The record is from the annotation of a GenBank genome assembly. NCBI's taxonomy places the organism in Eukaryota, Fungi, Ascomycota, Dothideomycetes, Pleosporales, Periconiaceae.